Chelonus insularis is the source of this 3066-nucleotide messenger RNA. It is a transcript of the gene Rab32, whose product is annotated as RAS oncogene family member Rab32. Gene Ontology annotation, biological process: phagosome-lysosome fusion; endosome to lysosome transport. The transcript is spliced from 6 exons. Gene Ontology annotation, cellular component: lysosome; trans-Golgi network; phagocytic vesicle. Lineage: Eukaryota; Metazoa; Arthropoda; Insecta; Hymenoptera; Braconidae. The record is from RefSeq and is a predicted model, not a curated record. Gene Ontology annotation, molecular function: GTP binding; GTPase activity. Bases 430 to 2538 code for a protein of 702 amino acids.
UAUCUACUUUUGUAGUAUUAUAUAUAAAAGUGGAAUUUAUUUACACACGUGGUAUCGAGUAACAAAGCUAUGCUAACACACGGUACAAGGGUGGUGAACGUUUUUCAAAGAGAAGGACAUGCUUAACAAACUAAAUCGCGGGUGGGGCAAGACCCCACUCCUUUAACUUACUUUUAUGUAAACAAUUGUUGUGUUUAUAAGUGGGGGUGGUCAACUCUACCUUCAAUAUAUUUUUAUUUAAACAUUUACUCCACUUGUAGUAUACUUUCAGCUUUCAAGACUUACUAUUUAUAUUUUUAAAACACUCUAGUUCUAUAUAACUUGAAAAAAAACCAAUUCAAGCUCAUAAAAAAUUUAAACAAAACAAUUAUAUGAUGAGUUUUGAAAGUAAUUAAAUUGAAAUGGUUUUUUGAGACAAUCAGUUGAAAGAUGAGUCAAGAAAGUAGCAAAGAAGAAAGUUCGCCAGAUUCAGUGAUUGCACGUUUGUCAUUUACUGAAGAUGAUGAUAAUUACGAGGAGCAUGACACUUCUGGAGAGUAUAUUACAGUUGCUGAGUCUAAUUCAAGCUUGGAUACUCUAACACUUACAGAACAUGUUGGAGUUAUUUCACAUGAUGGUGAGGAUACAUCAAAUGAGGUGGAAGUGUUGGAAGAUAAAAAGAAAGGGCGCUUUGGUAAUCUUAAAAGCACCUUCCGCAAAGAGAAAGGAUUUUUUAAGACGAAAAAAACAUCACCAAGUUUUGAGACUAAUUCUAUUGGAGACAUUGAAAAUGCAGAACCAGAGACAAGCAAGAGUACAAGUAAGCUCGAAGAAUCCCAAGUCAUUGAAAGCUCAGUGUCAUCACCACAACCCUCAAAUCCGCCAGUGAUCAAAAUGAUGAAGAAGAAAAAGUCUGGUUCCAUAGUAAGAAGACUCAGUUUAAGUAAAUUUCGUCUUGGUUCAAGUGAUUCUGAAACACGUAAAACACCAGAAGGUGGUAAUAGUAGUCGUUCAUCAUCGAUUGAAUCAUCUGGACAUUUAGAUAGUCCAGGAAAGACUAGUAAGAAGGGCCAUCAGCAGCAGCAACAGCUUGAGGAAAAGUCAACGGAGAAAACAAAAGGUAGGGAGAAAAAAAUGAUUCGUGCUACAACGUCGUCAUUGGAGAGGCGGAAUACAGGUUCGUGGGGGCAGGAAAGGGAGAAGGGAGCUGCGAUAACGAGCGAAAAACAGAUAGACGACCCUCGACCACGACAGAAAUCAGACAAACAGUCUUCAGAGAAACCUAUCAGCACAGUGACUGUUCUCCAACGUAGAUCACCAUCUGUCACCAUCAAGACUAACUUUAAAGACAUUCAGGGUGAGAAAUCGUUAAAAGAUGGAACUCUUAGUAAAAGUGUUUCAACACUUCCUUAUACACUAUCAAAAUGGCAAGACUCAAAAAUUAAUAAAAAACCAAAACUUAAUAUCAAAUCUGAAUCGGAAUCUGCAAUUAAGAGUACUCCUUUGGAACCGACUGUUGAAGUACGCAGAAAAUUGUCACUUCUUGAAGAAAAACGUGCUAUCUUUCAAAGAAAGUUCUUUGAAACAUCAACACUACCAAGUCUCAAGGAUUCUUCAUCAUUGGAUACUGUUAUUGUUCCUGAUAGUGAAUCUAAAUACGAAUUAUCUAGUGAUACAUUUGAUACAUGUCUGAAAAAACCUUCUAGACAUAUUAAUGUCAAAACAUUAGAUACUUUUUCGACCACAUUUGGAGCUACUUUUGAUGAAGAAAGUGGAUUUGAUUAUUUAGAUUCAUUUGAGGAAAAAGAUACUCGAGAUUUAGAUCAAGUUAUACCGAUGGCUCUUGGUGAAGCCUCUGAUAUGCCAAGAAGUCUUAGUGGAGACAGUGGGUCGACGCACAAUAGCGCGCCAAACACAGGCGUCAGUGAAAAACGAGAACAUCUAUAUAAAAUUCUAGUAAUAGGAGAACUUGGAGCUGGAAAAACGUCAAUAAUUAAAAGAUAUGUUCAUCAAUUUUUUUCACAACAUUAUCGAGCAACGAUUGGUGUUGAUUUUGCACUAAAAGUCCUUAAUUGGGAUCCCAAUACAAUUAUCCGACUCCAAUUAUGGGAUAUUGCAGGUCAAGAACGAUUUGGAAAUAUGACUAGAGUUUAUUAUAAAGAAGCCGUUGGUGCCUUUAUUGUCUUCGAUGUAACGAGAAGUGCAACAUUAGAUGCAGUAGUCAAGUGGAAACAAGAUUUAGACUCAAAAGUACAACUUCCAGAUGGAUCUCCAAUUCCCUGUGUUCUUCUAGCAAAUAAGUGUGAUCAACAAAAAGAAGGUCUUGUCAAUUCUCCAGGGAAGAUGGAUGAUUAUUGUAAGGAAAAGAAUUUCGCUGGGUGGUUUGAGACUUCUGCUAAAGAGAAUAUUAAUAUUGAAGAGGCUGCAAGAUUUCUCGUUAAUAGAAUUCUACAAAAUGAUCAGAUGAUGAAGGGAAAUGGAGCUCAAGACCAAGUAGAUGGAGAAAGAUUUGCAUUAAAUCAAUCACCAACGAAUUCCAAAAAAUCCUGUUCCUGCUGACAAAGUGCAAUUACUCUGACAUUAAAGUUUUCCGGCCAAGUGGGGGAACAAUUACCACUUACUAGACUGCUUUUAUUGCAGUUUUUUUAUUGUAAAAUUAUUAUUAUUAAUAAUUCGCUAGGAUUAAUAAUUAAGUAAUUAUUAUUCCAAUAGUAAUUAUAAUAAAUUCGUAGAUGAUACUAUAACAUAAUUGAUUUAUUGAUAAAAGAAAUGAUUCAUUAAUUAUUGCUAUUAAUGAUGUGCAAAUUAAAUUUCAUACUUUUCGUACUUGAAAAUAUAAAUAAUGCAUAAUGUAUUUAAAGAAACAGGUGAGAGUAAAGAUAACUCUCGGAGAUUAUAUUCAAAUCUAUUAAAUUGCCUAAAUAUUAUCAUUCUGCAUUGUGCCAAUAAAUGCAGAAUAUUUAGUAAAAAUUUAAAUGAAUAUUAUCACUUUUAGCCUCACAGAAUUGUGCCAUUUUUUAUAUAACAAAUGAAAAUACAUUCCAUUUAUUAACAUCAUUUUUUUUGUUACUUUAGUAGAUUAUUUUA